This is a messenger RNA of Dentiscutata erythropus, 815 nucleotides long. The record is from the annotation of a GenBank genome assembly. Lineage: Eukaryota; Fungi; Glomeromycota; Glomeromycetes; Diversisporales; Gigasporaceae.
AUUAUGAGAAUCUGGUUUGGUCAGAUCAAGACAUUGAUGAGAGGGCUUCCGAUUAUUUUGCUGUUUUAUUAACAGCUAAUGAAAACAAAAAUAUCUGGAAAUCUUUAGGUAGGCCUUCAACUUAUGUUGGAGGUUCUAAAAGAACCCAAAGACACAAAAAAGCAGAGCUAAAAAAGGCUGCACAAGACAUUCAAUCAAUCACUGCUUACUUUGCUCCCAUCUUAACAUUUUCUAAUAUUGCAUUGGCUUCGACUUCUACUUGUGGAUCGUCAAUGGAAUUACAUAUAUCAGUAGAAAUGGAAUUAGUGGAAAUGAAAUCAGUGGAGGUGGAAUCAGUAGAGAUGGAAUCAGAAUCAGAAAUAGAAUUAACAACGAUGGAAUCAGCAGUAGAUGUAUCAGCAGAAAAAGAUAUUGAUGAAAGAACAAAAAUAAGGUUGGCAAUUGAGGAGUUGAAUAGUAUGCUAAAAAAGGAUGACAAUCAAAUAGAUAAAGGUGUAAAGAUUCGUUUACAAGGAGACUAUAAAGCACAAUAUAUUGGUACAUGGGCUCAAAAUUGGAUAAAGUGGCAAAAGCUUCCAAAAAGAAUUGCGCGAUUUGGUUAUAAUGGUUUAAUUCCUUGUUAUUCACAAUCGUUACACUUUGGACAGAUAAUAUCAUAUCUAAGAAGUCAUAAGUUUAGUGUGAAUUCUAAAAUUUUAAAAAACUUCGUCGAGAAUGAGGUAUUCCCUUCUUUAGAUGUUGAAACAAAAACAUCCAUAUGUGAGAAAAUGGCAUGGAAAUGGCUUAGGAACCUUGGAUGGGAAUAUAAAGAAUAA